GGUGUGCAUGUGUGCGUGCGUGUGAGUGACUCAGUAACCUCGUCCCCAAGAUAAUUGCGCAUAGUGAGGAGGUGUCCGGUGAACAAGUGUCUAAGAGCCAGGGAGGCCGGCAGGUAGAGGCUGUUUGAAGUAGUGAGACGUACUGAUAUUUGCUCCCUCCCUCCCCUCCCUCUUUUACCUUACCCUCUCACUUUCUUUCUCUUUCUGUCAUUUCCAGGUUGCCACUUGGUCACUGCAGACACUAUGCUCUCUCUCAGCUCUCUCCCCACCACCGUUGUCCCCAGCCUCUCCUCUCCCGGAGGAUGUGCUACUGUGGGACCGAGGGUAUGGUCCUCCAACCAGGAGGUGGCUCUGUUCCAGACCCUGCAAGAGGCUCUGAGGGAGAUCGACCUGCCUGAAACACAGGACCUGCCACAGGGUAUGAGUCACUCUGAGCUGUGUGUCUGUGUUUUGGGAUCCCCCCUCCCCUACCUCUCUCUGCUGUUGGAGGCAGGCCAACGGAGCCCAGGAGAUGCUCUCCUGUGUCUUUCUCCUUCCUGGCUCUCUCACUCCUCCCCCUCCCUCCUGGUCCACAAGGCUGUCACCUUUGACUUGGGAGGCCGCACUUUCCUCUCCAACUUCAACCCCCCUCGCAAGGUCACCUACUUCCUGUCAUGUGACCCUUGGGCUGAGGAGGAAGUGACCCGGGAGACAGACUGCCCAAGCGGAGGUUCCGGCGCACUGUGUCGAUUCUGGGGGGAUGUUCUGACCACCAGGGUUCUGCUGCAAAAGGCCAAGAUCCACUGCCCCCCGACGCUGGCCUUACUGUUGCCCCCGGGACAGAUGGGACUGGAGGAGGGCAGGACAGGAGGGGUGGAGGUGGUGCACCUAGAAAAGGGGGUGGAGGGAGGGAUGAACUCCGUCCGAAACAAGGUGGACUCUUUCCUGGAGUCUGAGGAUAUGAAGGGAUCUGAGAGUGUGGUGCUCAGGCGCAGUGGUGGGACGUUCGUGGGCGAGGCAACCUCACCCCCUGUCUACCUGUCCAGGAACAACAGGGAUGAGGUCUGGGCCAAGGUAGGUUAUCUCCUGCCCCAGCUCCUCCCUGGAGAGGCAGUGCUGCUGGAGGCCUACUGCUCCCCACUGAAGCCUGGGCCGCGGGUAGAGGACCGCACCUGGGAACAGUACACCGACUGCAGGCCUCAGGUUCCAGACCUGUCCUUCAGACUGUGUGCCAUCGUAAGUCGCUCACCUCUGGACCUGCCUCUCCUCUACAAGUUGGUGUGUAGAGUGGGUGUGUCUGACACCCCUCUCUCUCACAGCCACUCCCUCUCUCAGUCCUUGGAGACCACCCUAUUAGAGUGCGGUUUCACUGACCCUACCAUGGCAACUUCUCUCCAUCGCUUAGCAACGGACACUGCCCUGUCCUGCCUUCGUGUUGUCAUGGAAACAGAGUCAAGCAUGUCCGCGGAACUGCGUGGUGGAGCGGGCGCCCAGACCGACAUGAUAGGCGUAGACCUCCUCUUCACCAUGGAUGGUUACAUCAUCAGCCCUGUUGUCCUUGGCCUCCACCCCUCCCUCUGUCUCCGCUCCUCCUUCCCGGAGCAAGGGAUGGGGCUGGAGGGAUGUGACAGUGGGAUAGAGGGGUGGAGUAGGGGCACCCUCCUCCUCACCCCCCUCCUCCGCUCCCAGUACUACCUGAUGCAGGAGAAGACUGUGCUGGUGGUGGGAGCUGGAGGACACAGUAAGAAGUUCAUUUGGGGAGCAGCCAAAAAGUACAAACUCAAGAUCCUGCUUGUGGACUGUGACCCCGGCCACUUCGCCUCCCAGCUGGUCGACCACUUCCUGCCCCUGCCAGACCUGCCUGACCACCGCCGUGACGACCAGCACUGCUCCCGCAUUUGUGAUUGGCUGUUGUCCUCUGGGCUCCGCCCUGAUGGCUGCGUGUGUUUCUGGGAUGACUGCGUGGUGCUGACGUCUCUGGUCUGUGAUAGGCUGGGGCUCAGGGGGCCUCCUCCAGAGGCCAUCCGCAUUGCGAAGGAGAAGAGCCGCACCCACAGGCACCUCCUGGGCUUACGGAAGUCUACUGGGACUAACCUGACCAGUGUUGAGCAACCCUCCGGUCAGGCGGAUGGCCUGGUUGAGUUUAGAGAAGGUGAGAGGAGAGGAAGACAGCAGAACGGUAUGGUCAACGGCAUGGUCAACAUGGAAGGGGAUAGCAUGAGAGCUAUGGCCGAUUUUGACAGGGGGGAUCUCUUCAAUGAGGCAAUGGGCAAACCCGACACUACCGCCCCUACCUCUUCAUCCGCCUCAGCCUCCUCGUCCUUCUCACUGUCCUUCUGCACUUUCCGGCCCUCCGCUCCCCUCCUUUCUCCCUCCCCUUCUUCCUAUGCUGUUCCCUGUAUCCAUGUGGAGAGCGCCCUGGAUCUGGAGAAGGCAGCCAGUGGGGGGGAGGAGGGGCCUGGUGGGGCCAGUGUAGGGGUGGUGAGGUUCCCUGCCGUCAUGAAGCUGGAGUAUGGGGCCGGGGCGGUGGGCGUGAGGAAGGUGGGCUCUCUGGAGGAAAGCCUGGCACACUUUGAGAGGAUCGGAGGGGACCUCCGCGAGGAGACAGACUACCCUGGCAUUGGCCUGGGCUGGGGCAACGCCAUGACCCUCAUGGAGUACGUGGGAGGCACAGAGCACGACGUGGAUGUGGUCCUGUUUGAGGGGCGACUGGAGGGCGCUUUCGUGUCCGACAAUGGCCCCACCCGUGCUCCGGCUUUCACAGAGACGGCCUCCCAGAUGCCCUCGGGACUGGCGCCGGACAAGCGUGCUCAGCUGAUUCGCGCGGCGCACCACGCCUGCCUGGGCUGCGGCCUGCAAGACGGCGUGUUCAAUGUUGAGCUGAAGAUGACAGAGGUGGGCCCCAGGCUCAUCGAGAUCAACGCCCGCAUGGGCGGCUUCUACCUGCGUGACUGGAUCCAGCAGCUGUACGGCGUGGACAUCCUGAUGGCCGCCUUCAUGGUGUCCUGUGGGGUGCGUCCGUGCCUGCCCUCGGCCACAGCGCUCCCAGCCAGAGGCCACUUUGCUGGGGUGAUGGUUGUGGUGUCCCAGCACCUCCAGGCCCUGAGAAGCACAGCCAGCCCUGAACGCCUGCGAGGGCUGCACCAGGACGGGGCGCUGUGGCUGAACGAGCUGGCUGAGGAGGAUGAAUUGAUCUCUGGGGAGUACGAGGAGCCCUUCUGUAAUGUCGGGGUGAGAGACGCCCACAACGCCGCCAACGCUCGCCAGCGCCUCCUCGCCCUCUGCCAGGGGCUAGGCCUGCACUGUCCUCCACGCUACGACCUGGGGUACUUCCUGUCCCACUUCAAUUAGACAGGAAGUCAGGUGGGAGAAGCACCUGGGGUUUGUUCAGGAGGGUGCAAUGUUUAGAUUUUACUCACAGAUCAAAAUAAUACAGAAAUCGAUUCCCUGUUCUCCAUGACAGAGAAGCAUAUGUGUUUUAGUCCUAUCUAAAUGCUUGUUCCUAACAUUGGAUCCUUCUGAAUAGAACCCAUGUUUAGCACGUGUAUGCUUUGUGCGGGUGGAGUUUUUGUACUAGGGGCAAGGGUUAGUUUAGUUAGCUUAAAAGGUACAUCACAGCAAGAAAAAUGUUAUAUCAAAACAUAUCUCACUACCUUUCAAUUUUUCUCACUUAAAUUUUAGGGACCAUCUCAGGAAUACAAGUUUCAAAAAGGAAUAAUCGUCAGUGAUUAGCGAGAAUAGGGUAUGGGUGUCUUAUCUAUCUACCAGGGUUCAGGAAGUGAUUUAAAUGAAACAACUGAAAAACGUCUACUUCUCAUUUUAUUGAGAAGUCAUAAAAAAAAAAUAGAGGCCCUUGGUUAAAUGAUUGAAUUGGAAUGUUGGUUAACUUCCUGAAUUGACAGCAUUCAAUUUGAAUUGAACCCAACCCUGCUAUCUAUUAGGUUGUGGUAUCAGCAGUCUACUCUACUGGGUCGUUCCACAUAAUGAGUGCCUUUUGCAUCCCUUAGAUAUUUUAAGUAGUGCACAAAUAUUGAAUUUUAAAAGCCUGUCAUAUUAAAUGAAGUGCCAUUUUAAAAGUCAUUUCUGAAGAUGAUUAUUUAUUUCAUGUAAUUAGUGAUUCAUUUUAAGUAAAAUACCCGGCUAGCAAUAUUUAGCGGCGAUCCAAAUGCUGAUGACUUACAACGGCCCUCAUCACCACAAACGACUUCAACGAUGGCAGUCUCAUACUAAAGUAUGUAGGGAACGACAUAGCAGCGGAAUAAUUUAGUGUGAGUCGUCAGGCUACGGGGAAAAAAAACCCGUCCCUGAUUUUAAAGUCAACCCUGUUACCUGAACUGAACUCUCGUUCUAAUUGGUGAAACUAUUCAUUUUUAAAUAUAGUAAACAGAUGAGCUGGUUCUAUUCUUUAUGGACAUUUUCUGGUGUUUUGUUGUGGGAAAUGUAGCUGGUUGAGCAUGACAUGUCAACCCUGUCACCCAUAGAUUCAUCUAAUGUAAUGUAACACCUGAGUGGCGUUUCUUUCUUUCUGGUCCUGAUGGGAAGAAAAAGACUGUCGGGGGAGGUCCUCUUUGGACUGUUGAACCAGUCCAGUAAAUGUGGAGGAGUUAAGAUGUCUUGUCGCCGUGUUAACGUCGAAAAGCAGAAGUCUCCAUUUCCCUUGAAAAACGGAUGCAUCCAUUUAACCGACCCCGCAAAGGGUGCCCAUAGAGAGAGACCAUUUAGAAUCAUUUUUUGGGGAAUUAAAAAAUUGUGAAGCUUGCAUACAAUUGCCCCUCCCUGUUGCACACAAGCUUCCAUUCCCCCAGUCACAAGGUGAUUUAUGGCUGAUUUUUUAAGACGAAGUUGUCAACCCUGUUCCUUUAAUAGGCACUUACUUACUAUCAUUUUUUUUUGAGAUGGGGAUGUUUUUCCAUUAAGUUGAACAUGUGCUCUUCAUGACAAUCUUAAAAUGGAUGAAAUAAGUUUUUUUUUUGUUCACUAAGUUGCACUACUCAAAAGGCACCUAAUUGGUGGAACGACCCUACUACAUUAUAAUCCAGCCAUAGACAUUGAUUAAUAGCCUGCACACUGAACACACAGCAGUCCAGGGUUGGAACGGGUGGGAAGGAAGGAAGAGCAGAAGAAGAUGGAAGAUUUUGAGGAAGGGGGUUUGAGGAGAGCAGUGCAAUAGCUGGAACAGGUGGACAGGGGUGCUGAUUGCGGAACCUUCUAAAUCCAGGCUCAGAGGUGAUGUCUGCGGGGUCGGCGCGUAAAAACGACUUGGAAAAUGUGGAAUUCUGGAACUCUGCCUCCCUCAUUCUUAGUUAGAGGUCGUGUGAAAGUUCAUGUCUAAAUUAGCAAGGUUGAGGUGAAAGGUUUCACCCCAAAAUAAGUAACUUAAAGAGUACGGAAAUGGAGAUUUAAUUACUCCACAUACUCACACCCAUUUUUCCCCGGCUUAGCCCAUAAAAGCAGUGUGUUAUUUUGUUAUGUCAUUUGAGGCAGUUUCACCAUUGCAAAUGCGUUGACUCCGGAGCAAGACCUCAUCUUGGCAGUUAGUGUCUGUGGUGUGGCAUUUGCGGUCUGGUGUCAGGUGUACUCGGUAGGCUUGAUGUAACUGAGAUGCCAUCCCUCAGUACCCCCCAGACAAAGGUUACAGUAGUCAAAAGGUUAAGGAUUUCCUGCUUCUUCUGUUUCUGAUUGUUUAUGUAUUUCUGAGGUAAUAUUUGGGAAUUAUAUAGUAGCAGACACUUCUGACUUUUCUUCAAAAAAGGAGGUGUGACAGGAAAGUUAAAGAAUAAAACAACCGAGCCAGAUUACAUCACUAAAACCAAAACAAAUUUCUAAAAAAUCCCCAAAUCCAAACUUUUGUAUUAACUUAAUAUGUAAUAUGUGUUCAUGUUGUCAUGUUUUGUUAAUUGCUUUAUUUGUUAAGUUUCAAUGCAUCGGAUGAUGAAUGUGUUAUUGAUAUGUAACAUCACAGAUAUGAAUGUAAUGUUUAGUUAGAUUAACACAUUGUUUUUUCAAAUAUAUGCGUCAUAAAUCUUUUCACCAUACGCGAACAAUAGAGAACAAGGCCUUAAAGUUAACACAGAUUUAAAGGGAUUUUUCUGUUCCUUAGUUAUAUUGACAAACAAUAACUGAUGUGGAAAUUACUUUUUCUUUAACAAAGUUUUGAAUCAAGAUCAAGUGUUUUGAUUCGGCUACUGUUUUGAUUCAAAUGUAAAUGUACAUUUCCUGUGUUAUGUAAAAUACAAUAAACAUUCAAAUCAACAGA
Molecule: messenger RNA, 6235 nt
Organism: Oncorhynchus nerka (sockeye salmon)
Lineage: Eukaryota; Metazoa; Chordata; Actinopteri; Salmoniformes; Salmonidae
Product: carnosine synthase 1-like
Exons: 11
Coding region: 244-3330 (1028 amino acids)
Biological process (GO): carnosine biosynthetic process
Molecular function (GO): ATP hydrolysis activity; metal ion binding; ATP binding
Source: RefSeq, a predicted model, not a curated record